AUGGAAUUGGGAUGUAUUAUCUGCUACAUCAGUGCCUUGAUACUCGCCUAUAUCGGCAACAACUAUGAAAGGCUUUUCCAUGUCUUAGUAGAGGAAUUACAACACUUGGAUCAUUGGCAGCCUGAUCCAGAAACAGAUGACGAGGCUCGGGACUCUGACGGAAGUGACGACGAUGAGUCGGAUGAUGAAGGCUAUUCUUCUGCGACACCCCGAACAUAG
Molecule: messenger RNA, 219 nt
Organism: Fusarium oxysporum Fo47
Lineage: Eukaryota; Fungi; Ascomycota; Sordariomycetes; Hypocreales; Nectriaceae
Exons: 3
Coding region: 1-219 (72 amino acids)
Source: RefSeq, a predicted model, not a curated record